CUUCAAGUUGUUGUUCGCACUGACCGCCGCGACUACGUUGACUGUUCAUCCCUGUAGAUCAGCGAUUGCAUCGCCUGAAACCACUAGCGGAGUCUCUUUCUCAACGUUGGCCCGAGCUCACCUUCACGGAACGCCGCAGGCUUGACUCGUUUGCUUGCCAGAAGCCGUUACAUUGAAUCUUGCAUAAUUCAACCAUGAGCAGCGGUCAGACCUACGGAAAAGAACUGCCGGACCAGGUGGAUCGCUUGGUCGCUCUGACCGAUGUACAGCUUGAGCUACUCGCCGAUGUUCGCGAGAUGCAUAAGGAACGUGUUGCUCUUGAACGUGAAUACGCGACAAAGCUACAAGCCCUCGCCCGCAAGGCCGCGGAAAAGAAGAGCAAGAAAGAUGCUGCACUCGUUGUUGGCACCGAGCCGACCAAGACCUGGGGAGAAGACGUCUUGCAGAGAAGCACUCUCCACAACGCCUAUGCGCAGCUCAUCUCUUCUAUGAUGGAUUCGGCGCAGGCUCACAAUGGUCUUGCGGAUUCGCUGACGGCGCAAGUCAUAGAGGCUCUGAAAGUGACAGAGCGGCGGCAGGAGGAAGCCAAGAAGAAACAAGAACAGCACUUCUCGAAGCUCCUAUCCGAGAGGGAUCGCGUGUAUACCGAUCGCAUCAAGAGCAAACAAAAGUACGACGAAGAUUGCAGCGAGGUAGAAAGCUACCGCCAAAAGCAGGGUCGCGCGGAUGACCGACACGCCGACCGUGCAGCGAAGCAAUUUGAAUCGCAGCAGGUCGAUAUGCAGAACAGCAAGAAUGUUUAUCUCAUCUCGACAUCGACAUCUAACAGACUUAAGGACAAAUUCUACGACGAGGAUCUACCCAGCCUAGAAGACCAAUUUCAAACCCUGCAGGCACAAUUACUCGAGAGAUUUGUGGUCAUCAUGGUGCAAGCGCAGUCACUGCAGAAGAGCCAUCUCGAUACCCUGCGCACUCACAUAGACGGCGUGGAGAGUAGAUUGGCAGCCGUCAACCCACAAGCCGAUCAGGAGCUCUUCAUCGAGCAUAACAUUCGUCCGUUCACGAAGCCUGGUGAUUGGAGCUUCGAGCCAUGUACCGUUCACUAUGAUACCGCAGACAUGGUCGUCGAGCCUGCACCCAAAGUGUACCUACAGAACAGACUGACGAAAUGUCGGAGUAAGUUGGACGAGCUGCGACCGGUGAUCACCUCCAAACGCAAAGAAAUGGAGUCGUUUGCCAGAAUGAUGGCUAACAACGUGGGAAUCGACAAAGCAGCGAACCGAGAAGAAGCAACAGAUAGCUAUCUUGAAGCGCAUCACCAACUCACAUUUUACUUGUCGUCAGAGUACAUGUUACUCGCCGAAAUCGAUGUGAUAUCGGCGGCACUGAGCGGUGAUGAAGGCGAACAGAAGCUGCACGCCUUCAAGAGCACUUCCUUCUCCAUUCCAACUCCGUGCGCCUACUGCAAGUCUUCUAUCUGGGGCCUCAGCAAGCAAGGAAAGACAUGCAAAGCAUGCGGCAUUUCAGUCCAUGCGAAAUGCGAGUUGAAGGUUCCUGCCGAUUGUGCGGGAUCCAAAGGCGCCGUGCGGUCGAGUGCCGCGUCUACCAUGUCACGUUCUUCUACAAUGUCCUCCACAACAUCGAAGAGCGGCAGUCAAGGCAUGACACCAUCUCCGUCCUCCUUUGCGCCUAGAGACUCGGUCAUCCGUGAGGCACUUCCAAGCGCGCAGGUUGUCUACAGUUUUACGCCCACCUCGCCGUUCGAACUAGUUGUGACAGCCGGAACCACCGUGCAAGUUCUUGAGGAAGAUGACGGAUCCGGCUGGGUCAAGGUAGCGGACGAACUCGGGGGCAAAGGGCUAGUCCCAGCGGCGUACGUACAAGUCAUCGAGUCUUCAAGCUCAAGUGCGACGCCGAGACCGCCGCCGGUGCCUCCUGCUACCUCUCGUCCGCAGGUCAAAGGAAAAUCCGUGCGGGGCGUCUACGCGUACCAAUCGCAAGGCCCGGACGAGCUAAACGUGCAAGAGGGCGGCCUAAUCGAACUGACCGGAGGACCGAGAGGAGGGAUGAACUACGCAGAUGGCUGGUGGGAGGGCGUGGAUUCCGCCGGAAGGAAGGGUAUCUUCCCAAGUAACUACGUGGAACUCGCACAAUAAGAAAGUUGUCGAUGUUUGUGAGAUUGUUUAGACUGAACCUGAAUCUGUAUGCCUUUGACUGUUGACACGGCCUGUGGCU
Messenger RNA from Fomitopsis serialis, 2235 nucleotides. RefSeq lists its product as uncharacterized. Gene Ontology annotation, biological process: regulation of actin filament polymerization. The transcript has 22 exons. Gene Ontology annotation, molecular function: protein binding. The record is from RefSeq and is a predicted model, not a curated record. The coding region runs from base 195 to 2156 and encodes 653 amino acids. NCBI's taxonomy places the organism in Eukaryota, Fungi, Basidiomycota, Agaricomycetes, Polyporales, Fomitopsidaceae.